UUUAGUAUCUAGGCGCGCAUUUCUAGCGUCUUCGCGAUCGGCAAUCCAGGGUUCUUGCGAUCAGAGCGGCGGCAGCAGCAGCGAUUGGCAAUGGCGUGCAGGAUUUCUGUGAUUUCCAGGCAUAUUUCUUCGCCGCCGCUGGAACAUCUCGACGAUCUGGGGAUUCGUGUCGCGCCUGAGGUUCGAUCGGCUCUUUCCAGUGGCGUCGGUGUGGUUGCACUGGAAUCGACCAUUGUAUCGCAUGGAAUGCCUUACCCGCAAAACUUCCAUACAGCUCAAGAGGUGGAAUCCAUUGUGAGAGCGAACGGGGCCGUGCCGGCAACCAUAGCCAUCUUAGACGGUGUCCCAUGCAUCGGCUUGAGCUUGGCGGAGCUCGAACGGCUUGCGAAGCUUGGUACCAUGGUUUCAAAGACCGCUAGGCGCGACAUUCCUUACGUCAUUGCUCGUCGAGGAAACGGAGCAACCACUGUUUCAGCAACAAUGUUUUUCGCUUCAAAGGCGGGAAUCAAAGUGUUCGUAACUGGAGGUAUUGGAGGAGUUCAUCGACAGGGCGAGUCAACUAUGGACGUGUCCUCGGACUUGACAGAACUGGGUAAAACUCCAGUUGCGGUGGUUUGUGCAGGGGUAAAAUCAAUCCUUGACAUUCCACGAACACUUGAGUACCUGGAAACUCAAGGAGUGACGGUUGUUAGCUACUCAACUGAUGAAUUUCCAGCAUUUUUUACUCCUAACAGUGGCUGCAAAGCACCUUGCCGAGCAGACAGCGUGGAGGAAUGCGCAGACAUCAUAGAGGCAAGCACGAAGUUUGGAUUGAGUUCAGGCAUUUUGAUCGGGGUUCCAAUACCCGCAGAGCAUGCAGCGGCAGCUAAGAACGUGGAAUCGGCCAUACAAUCGGCAUUGCAUGAAGCAGAGAGCAGAGGUAUUGCCGGUAAUUCUGUGACGCCAUUCUUGCUCAAGCGCGUCAACGAGCUCACUGGAGGCGAUUCAUUGGCUGCAAAUAUCCAGCUCGUGAAGAAUAAUGCACUCGUUGGUGCGAAAAUUGCAACGGCUCUGACAACAAGGCUGAGUCGCUUCACUAAAUCGUCUUGCCACUAAUGUCGUCCACGAAACGCAUUAUACUUCCCGCGGCAUGUCGCUAGGUAGUGGCAACGGACAAAACACCACAGCUGUUAAUGCCAGACACGGAAAAACUAAACUACUUGAAAGUGAGGUACUUACGAGAUGGGCAACGAGCUCAGUUUUUCUCACGAGAAACUUUUUGCCACACAGCCAAUCCUCUCUUGCCAUUGGAGCCUCGCUCGCGCAGAAGCUUCCUCCCAUACCAACAACAUAUGGUGACCUUACUCUCUCUUGAGCUGGAUCUUAGUAAGCCUCCAACUCAUUCUUCUCCCGAUCACGCGCUUAUUCCGCGGCAAUGGCUACAUCCUAUAAAUCUCCAUCACCACCCCAGUGUCAACCAUUGCAAACUCCAUCCCGUCUGCUACCAGUCUUCGAAGUUUCAUCCAUCCAAGCCUCUGAUCAUACAAGUCUUCUGUUCUUGCCAGGA
Molecule: messenger RNA, 1546 nt
Organism: Selaginella moellendorffii
Lineage: Eukaryota; Viridiplantae; Streptophyta; Lycopodiopsida; Selaginellales; Selaginellaceae
Product: pseudouridine-5'-phosphate glycosidase
Exons: 12
Coding region: 91-1095 (334 amino acids)
Molecular function (GO): pseudouridylate synthase activity
Source: RefSeq, a predicted model, not a curated record